Zea mays is the source of this 2386-nucleotide messenger RNA. RefSeq lists its product as uncharacterized. Bases 493 to 1884 code for a protein of 463 amino acids. The record is from RefSeq and is marked validated. Gene Ontology annotation, biological process: DNA replication initiation; DNA replication, synthesis of primer. Gene Ontology annotation, cellular component: alpha DNA polymerase:primase complex. The transcript is spliced from 20 exons. Lineage: Eukaryota; Viridiplantae; Streptophyta; Magnoliopsida; Poales; Poaceae.
CCCAGCGGCAUCGCGGCGGGAAAACGAGGUGCUUUUCCCGCCAAGGCGCCCCUAAGCCCCACCGCCCCAGUCUUCGCUCCGGCCGCCCUUCCCCUUCCUCCCCAACACUCUCAUCCCCGCAACAACCGCCUACCGGCCCGCGCGCGCUGUAGUCUCCGGCAGACACCAACAAGGCUCGUCACUCCCCUACCUCCCUCGGUACUCGCUCCGUCUCUCGUCUCUCGCUCGCGCAUCGGCUGGGGGCACGGAGAACGGGAGGCGCGGAAGGUCAGAAGCGGCGGCCGGCGGCGCAUCGGCCUCGCCCAGGCCUAGUCCCGCACGGUGCUCGGUCCUUCUCCGAUUCUCCCACAGCCUCGCCCCCUCGCCCCUGCGCCCCUGCGCCCCUGCGCGUCCAGCGCCCCAACCCCAGCGGCCUGCGGCACUGAUCCACAGUCCACAGACCCGGACACCGGCCGGGCGAGGAUCCGCUGACCACGCAGCCUCCAACGCCGCAUGGAGAUCGUGCGCUCCCAGAGGCAGGUCGCCGCCGCAGCCAGUGGCGGCGGCGGCGGCGGCGCGGGGGCCCUGCCGACCUACAAGGCGGCGCCGCAGCUCGAGGUGCGGCUGGAGGAGUUCGAGCUCUUCGCCAUCGACCGCCUCCGAGUUCUCAAGGGGAUUUCGGAUGGACUCUCGCGUGGGAAGAGGCCGGAGGAGAUGGAGAAACUGGUCAGUGAAUUGUGGAAGACACACAUGAGGCACCAGGAUCCAGCAGAGAAUUUGAACAAGGAUAUAAUAUCGCACUUUGUGCUCCGUCUAGUCUACUGCAGAACGGAAGAAUUGCGGAAGUGGUUUCUCUCCAUGGAGACUACACUUUUUCGGUAUCGCUUUCGGCUUGAGAGUCCUGAAACACAGAGGAUGCUUAUGACUGAGUUUCAAUUGCCGUAUAAAGCACUGCCAUACUCAGAGUUUGAGGCUGUGAAAGACAAAUUGAGCCAAGUUGCACGUUCCAUUGGUCAAUCUGCCAGUGUUGAGCAUGUGUUCUUCAAGGUACCUUUCGAAGAAGUUCCUGAUCUUGUUGCUGGCCGUCGGGUAUUUCUUUCAAAAGGCUAUGCUUAUGUGGCCAUGAGCCAGGUGGUUUCUCUAGUGGUUACUCAAUUCCGCUGCAAUAUCUCAAAGGCACUUGCUUUAACAAACAGAAAAUGGACAGCAACUAUUAAAGAACAAGAAAAGGACAGGUUGACUCCUAUUGUUGAAGCAUUAAGCAAUGCGUAUUUUGGACCUGAUUACUCUCAGCCAAAGGAUGCUGUUGACAUAUCUCUAAAGGAUAUUGACCAACUGGCUAAAAGUUCUUUCCCUCUUUGUAUGCGGCAUAUGCUAGAUAAGUUGAGAGAAAACCACCAUCUGAAGCAUGGCGGCAGAAUGCAGUUUGGUCUUUUUCUUAAGGGUGCUGGACUAAAGUUGGAAGAUGCUCUUGCGUUUUGGAGGGCGGAAUUUUCUCAAAAGAUUGGUUCUGAGCGGUUUGACAAGGAAUAUGCCUAUGCCAUCAGACAUAAUUAUGGAAAAGAAGGAAAACGGACAGAUUACACUCCAUAUUCAUGUCAAAAGAUCAUUUCUGCAACACCUGGCGUUGGAGAUCACCAUGGAUGUCCGUUUCGACAUUUUGGUGAAGAAAAUUUGCGGGCAGCACUCAACAAAAUGGGCGUUGGUGGGCAUGCAUUGGAAGAGGUAAUGGAUAAAGUGAAGAACAGGCAUUACCAGGUAGCUUGCACAUUAACCUUUGAGGCCACACACGGUGUCUCCUGUGAUUCUGGAAUCAACCAUCCAAAUCAAUAUUUCAGUGAAAGCCAGAAAGUUCUGCGAGCCAAAAACCAAACAAUGGAGAGCCAAUCGCAAUCAGCAACCUAAAUUGUGUCAGCAGCUGGAGAAACUAUACAUUUCCAAAAAACUUACCAGCAGGUAAGCACUGAAGCAAAAUUCAUCCUUGAUGCCAAUUAUGUUAUCGUCAUUGGCUGUACCUUUGGCGCUUACCUGGAAUAUUGUUGCUCCCUGGUGUUUCCAAAUCCCAGCUGCUGGCUUGGCCUAAAACGAAAACCUCCAGGCUCCAGCUGCUAGCUGUCAUACCCUACAAGUGAUGGCACCGCACUCUACACUAGAAUUGUUACCUAGUGCUGCGAACAGCAGCAGGUCAAGGCGUCUGUAGACUCUGUACAUGUAAUUCUCGAAAGAACCAAGACUUCUGCAUUUAAUGUAGGAUCAGCUGUGCUGUGCUCUUAGACCUCAUCCACCAGUUUAUCUAUAAAUUUAUCCAAAAUACUGUCUUUCAUUGUUCUAUAUUGUAAACCGCGUUGUUCGCGUAGUAGGGUUUGAAAUGGGGAUGAUAAUGGAUAAACUGUUGGAGAUAGUAUUA